This is a messenger RNA of Fulmarus glacialis (Northern fulmar), 1908 nucleotides long. It is a transcript of the gene IGSF10, whose product is annotated as immunoglobulin superfamily, member 10. Gene Ontology annotation, molecular function: protein binding. Lineage: Eukaryota; Metazoa; Chordata; Aves; Procellariiformes; Procellariidae. The record is from RefSeq and is a predicted model, not a curated record. Gene Ontology annotation, biological process: cell adhesion; axon guidance. Gene Ontology annotation, cellular component: plasma membrane. The transcript has a single exon. The coding region runs from base 1 to 1908 and encodes 635 amino acids.
AUGGGAAGUCGAAUCCACGUCUACCCCAAUGGAUCCUUGGUUAUUGAGGCAGUUACUGAAAAGGAUGCAGGUGACUAUUUGUGUGUCGCAAGAAACAAAAUUGGAGAUGAUCUGAUACUGAUGAAAGUCAGCAUCACAAUGAAACCAGCCAAGAUUGACCAGAAACAGUAUUUCAAGAAACUGGUGCCGUACGGAAAAGAUUUCAAAGUGGACUGCAAGGCCUCUGGGUCACCCGCACCAGAAAUAUCCUGGAGUUUGCCAGAUGGGACGGUGAUCAAUAACGCGAUGCUGGCAGAUGACAGUGGACGCAGGUCUCGCAGAUACGUCCUCUUCGACAAUGGAACUCUGUAUUUCAACAAAGUUGGAGUAACAGAAGGAGGAGAUUAUACCUGCUACGCUCAAAACACACUGGGAAGAGAUGAAAUGAAGAUACGCAUCACGGUCGUCAUGGCAGCCCCUCAGAUAAAGCACAAUUACAAGACAUACAUUGAAGUGAAAGCUGGAGAUACAGCAUUACUGGACUGUGAAGCCGCUGGAGAACCCAAGCCAAAAAUAUUCUGGUUGCUACCUUCCAGUGACAUGAUCUCCUCGUCAACAGCCAGACACUUCCUGCACGUCAAUGGUUCUCUAGCCGUCAGUCAAGUCAAACUGUUGGAUGCCGGGGCGUAUAUGUGUGUUGCUCGUAAUCCUGGAGGGGAUGAUACGAAAUUGUAUAAACUGGAUGUUGUUGCCAAACCACCUAUCAUAAAUGGUUUAUAUGUGAACAAAACAAUCAUGAAAGUGACGGCAGUGAGGCAUUCGAGGAAACAAAUUGACUGUAGGGCAGAAGGGACACCUCCCCCUCAGAUUAUGUGGAUCAUGCCUGAUAACAUUUUCCUAACAGCUCCGUAUUAUGGGAGCAGGAUUGUAGUACACAAAAACGGGACACUUGAGAUUCGGAACAUAAGGCCUUCUGACACAGCAGAUUUUAUCUGCGUGGCACGUAAUGAUGGGGGAGAGAGUAUGUUGGUGGUGCAGCUGGAGGUAUUAGAAAUGCUAAGGCGACCAAUGUUCAAAAACCCAUUCAAUGAAAAAAUAAUAGCAAAACCUGGAAAACCUACCACAUUGAAUUGUUCUGUGGAUGGAAACCCUCCACCUGACAUAAGCUGGAUGUUGCCUAAUGGCACAUGGUUUUCCAGUGGCAUCAAGACUUCCCAGUUUCUCACAGGUAGCAAUGGUACCCUUACCAUCUAUAAUCCUGACAGAGACAAAGCAGGGAAGUAUCGCUGUGCUGCCAGGAAUAAAGUUGGCUAUAUUGAAAAGCUGGUCAUCUUGGAGGUCGGCCAGAAGCCCAAUAUUCUCACUCACCCGACAGGGCCAGUGAAGGGCGUUAGCGGGGAGUCGCUGUCGCUUCACUGCCUGUCUGAUGGGAGUCCCAGACCCAGUACAGCGUGGACUCUGCCGGGUGGCUACGUGCUGGAUCGGCCGCAGAUCAACAGAAAAUACAUACUGCUGGAAAACGGCACUUUGGUUAUACGAGAAGCCACCAUUCACGACAGAGGAAAUUACCUGUGUAAGGCCCACAAUGAUGCUGGGGAUUCCUCUAUAACCGUUCCCGUUGUUAUUGUAGCCUAUCCCCCGAGGAUUACAAACAGACCACCGCAGACCAUACACACGAUGCCUGGUGCCGCAGUUCAGCUCCACUGUGUAGCACUGGGAAUACCAAAACCAGACAUUACCUGGGAAUUACCUGACCACUCGGUACUCUCUACAGGUAACCAGGGCCGAGCAUCUGGGAGCGAACGGCUUCAUCCCCAUGGGACGUUGCUCAUCCAGAACCCCCAACCCUCAGAUUCUGGCGCAUACAAGUGCACAGCGAAGAACCAUCUUGGCAGUGAUUUCACAGUAACAUACGUUCACGUCAUUUGA